Messenger RNA from Saxophila tyrrhenica, 1521 nucleotides. RefSeq names its product DnaJ-like protein (gene CAJ1). The transcript is spliced from 3 exons. The record is from RefSeq and is a predicted model, not a curated record. Gene Ontology annotation, biological process: protein import into peroxisome matrix. The coding region runs from base 1 to 1521 and encodes 506 amino acids. Lineage: Eukaryota; Fungi; Ascomycota; Dothideomycetes; Mycosphaerellales; Extremaceae. Gene Ontology annotation, cellular component: cytosol.
AUGGUCGUGGAUACCACCUACUAUGACGCCUUGGGCGUGCAGCCUACAGCAACAGAGAUAGAGAUCAAGAAGGCCUACAGGAAGAAGGCCAUUCAACUACAUCCAGACAAGAACCCCGACGACCCCGAGGCAGACAGCAAAUUCCAGGUUGUAGGCGAAGCGUACCAGGUCCUUAGUAACACCGAGCUUCGAAAACAAUAUGACAAGUUUGGCAAGGAGAGCGCAAAGCCGGACUCGGGCUUCGAGGACCCGGCGGAGUUCUUUGCGCUUAUCUUCGGCGGUGAGGCGUUCGUAGACUGGAUUGGCGAGAUCAGCAUGAUGAAGGACCUGACAAAGAGCAUGGAAAUCUCGAUGAAGGAUAUGGAGGAGCAGGAGCAGACUGGAGCGGAAGCGGCAGCGAAUGCAUCUACCCAUGCGCAAGAGCAGACCGCACAGAGCACGACUGGUGCACCUCAGCCUCCACCAGCACAGGCAGAGCAUGUCCCCGAACAGCCCGCAGCGGCCGGCGCGACCACCGAGAUUCCCAUCCGCGACUCUCAACCUCCCUCAGCAUCAGGCACCUCCACCCCACGCCCCCAAGGCGUCCCCACCCGCCUGGCCAUCACCGACCGCACCGAAGAAGACGCCGCCGCAGCCGCCGCCGGCAUGACGGAAGAAGAGAAGCGCCUGCGCGAAAAGGAGAAGAAGAAAGCCCUCUCCAAAGAGCAGAGAGAAGAACUCGCCGCCUUCGAAGCCGAGCGCCUCCGCGUCCGCACCGAACGCAUCAACACCCUCUCCCGCAAACUCAUCGACCGCAUCUCCGUCUGGACCGAGACCGACAAGGGCCCCGACGUCACCAUCGCUUUCCGCGAGAAGAUGCGCCUGGAAGUCGAGAACCUCAAAAUGGAAUCAUUUGGUCUGGAAAUCCUGCACGCGAUCGGGCAGACGUACCUCACCCGCGCCACGACUUUCUUGAAGAGCCAGAAACCCAUCAUUGGCGGCGUCAGCGGCUUCUGGUCCCGGCUCAAGGAUAAGGGAUCCAUGGUCAAGGACACGUGGGGCACGGUGUCCACCGCCAUCCAAGCGCAGAUGGAGAUCGAAGCCAUGGCGCAGGCGGAGGAAAAGGGAGGGGAGGACUGGACGGACGAGAAGAAGGCGGAGAUGGAGAAGCGGGUGACGGGGAAGAUUCUGGCGGCGGCGUGGCGGGGGAGCAAGUUUGAGAUUCAGAGUGUGUUACGUGAUGUGUGUGAUGAGGUGAUUUUCGAGAAGGGGGUCAAGGUGCAGAAGAGGGUGGAGAGGGCGCAGGCGUUAGUUAUUGUUGGAGAGAUAUUCGCGAAGGCCGAGCGCGACCCAGACGAAGAAGGCGAUUACAUGGCCUUUGAGCAACUCAUGGCCGAGGCGACCGCUAAGCGGGAGAAGAAGGAGGACAAGAAGGAGGACAAGAAGAAGGACGAGAAGAAGCAUCGGAGCAUGUUCGGCCACGGCAGCGGCAGUGGCAGCCAUGAGAAGAGCGGGAGUGAGGAGAAGACGCCGGCAUCGUAG